GAGCGGAUCGGCGAGAGCCAUGAGCGGCCGCAGCUGAGCGCCCCGCGGCUGCCCCGCUUUCCCGGCGGCACUCCCGCUUCUCCAGCAUGUCCUUCGCCAUGCUGCGCUCGGCCCCGGGGCGCUUCCUGUACCCCGAGAUCAGCGCGCUGUCCGAGGACGAGGAGAACAGCGAGAGCUCGGGCUCGGAGGAGAAGCCCUUCCACAUGGAGGGCGCCGCGUUCGGCAUGCCGGGCGGCAAGCGGCGCAGCGGCAAGAGCCGCGGGCGGCUGGCCCGGGAGCCGCGGCAGCGGCACACGGCGAACGCCCGCGAGCGGGACCGCACCAACUCGGUGAACACGGCGUUCACGGCGCUGCGCACGCUGAUCCCCACCGAGCCGGCCGACAGGAAGCUCUCCAAGAUCGAGACGCUGCGCCUCGCCUCCAGCUACAUCUCGCACCUGGGCAACGUGCUGCUGCUCGGCGAGGCCGGCGGCGGCGGCGGCGGCGGCGUUGGAGGGCAGCCGUGCCACGGGGCAGCGCCCGCCGCGCUCUGCCCCGCCGGCGCCGCGUCCCCGCCCGGCCGCGGCGGCGAGAGCGGGCAGCCGCGGCAGAUCUGCACCUUCUGCCUCAGCAACCAGCGCAAAAUGAGCAAAGACCGGGACAGGAAGACGGGACAGCUCCGGAGCUAGGCCGGGAAUUCCAGCCGGGAAUCCCAGCCGGAGCAGGGAAAGCCACACUGGCGGAUUCCCGGAUCCAGGGACGUUUUCCUGCCGGAUCCCGCGGGAAGAGCGGCACCGACAUUCCAGGGAUCCCACGGGACACAGAGGAUGUGCUGGAAUUCCGGGAUACCCAGGGAAUGCACCCACAGAGCCCCAGGGACGGCGGAGCCACUCUGGGAAUCCUUGGGAAUUCCUGCUCCGGGAUUCCGGAUCACAGAACACUUGGAUCUCUGGGAUCCGCUCUGGGAAUCCUCGGGAAUUCCUGCUCCAGGAUUCCGGAUCAUUGAACAUUUGGAUCUCUAGGAUCCGCUCUUGGAAUCCUCAGGAAUUCCUGCCCCGGGAUUCCAGAUCACAGAACACUUGGAUCUCUGGGAUCCACUCUGGGAAUCCUCGGGAAUUCCUGUCCUGGGAUUUCAGAUCACAGAACACUUGGAUCACUUGGAUCCACUUGGGAAUCCUUGGGAAUUCCUGGGAAUCCCUGCCCCAGGAUUCCUGCCUGUGGAACACUUGGAUUUCUCAUAUCUGCUCCAGGAAUUGCUGGGAAUCUCUGCCCUGGGAUUCCAGAUCAUGGAACACUUGGAUCACCCAGAUCUGCUCUGGGAAUUGCUGGGAAUCCCUGCCCCAGGAUUCCUGCUUGUGGAACAUUUGGAUCUCCUGGAGCUGCUCCAGGAAUUCUUGGAAAUCCUGACCUGAGAUUCCUGCUCAUGGAACAGUUGGAUCUCCCAGAUCCUCUUGGGAAUUCCUGGGAAUCCAUGUCCCGGGAUUCCCAAUCAUGGAACACUGGGAUCGCCCAGAUCCGCUCUGGAAGUCCUUGGGAAUCCCAGCCUUGGGAUCCAUGGAGGCUCACGGAACACGGCUCUCCUGGAGCUGCUUCCCACUCGAUCCUGGAACUGAUCCCUGAACUGAUCCCGGAAUUGAUCCCGGCACCAAUCCCUGUGCAUGGGGUGCAGGGGCUGCAUUUUUUUGGGAAUUAUCAAUCACAUGCUGGAAUUUCAUGUUGUUGA
Molecule: messenger RNA, 1702 nt
Organism: Passer domesticus (house sparrow)
Lineage: Eukaryota; Metazoa; Chordata; Aves; Passeriformes; Passeridae
Gene: SCX
Product: scleraxis bHLH transcription factor
Exons: 2
Coding region: 87-668 (193 amino acids)
Biological process (GO): developmental process; regulation of transcription by RNA polymerase II
Molecular function (GO): RNA polymerase II transcription regulatory region sequence-specific DNA binding; DNA-binding transcription factor activity, RNA polymerase II-specific; protein dimerization activity
Source: RefSeq, a predicted model, not a curated record